Lentinula edodes (shiitake mushroom) is the source of this 1557-nucleotide messenger RNA. RefSeq lists its product as uncharacterized. NCBI's taxonomy places the organism in Eukaryota, Fungi, Basidiomycota, Agaricomycetes, Agaricales, Omphalotaceae. Bases 249 to 1442 code for a protein of 397 amino acids. The transcript is spliced from 4 exons. The record is from RefSeq and is a predicted model, not a curated record. Gene Ontology annotation, molecular function: zinc ion binding; 5-methyltetrahydropteroyltriglutamate-homocysteine S-methyltransferase activity.
GAAACCCGUAGGCUCCACCCAGAACCUCAAGCAUUUGAUAGGUCACAGCUUCGUCUCUCCUUACGCGCGCGAUAGGCUGUUACUGUCAAACUGAGUCUGAAUGGAUGAGAAAAAAUGAAUAAAAUGGAUACAAUCAUACAACGUAGAAGCUGGAUUGGCUACAGGGAUUAGUGUCCAUAAGUCUAACCACCUACCCACCAUCCAAUCUCUAGCAUCUUUCGAUAGUAACCACCCCCUUCACGGAAACCAUGUCACCCCCUUUCCGCGCAGAACACCUCGGUUCCCUCCUCCGUCCUCCUACCCUCCUCGCUACCCGCGCCGCCAUAACCCAAAACGAACUCCCUCCAUCCUCCCUCGCCCCAGUCGAAAAAGCCGCCAUCCAAUCCAUCGUCCAAACCCAACUCACACUCGGCUUCCGGUGCAUCACCGACGGCGAAUACCCCCGACACAUGUUCUGGGGCUCCUUUUUCCCAAACCUCAACGGUAUGAAAGAGAUCUACGACCCCCCGAUCGAGAUUUUCCGCGCAUACGCUCCGGACAUCGCUGCGUUCAUCGAGAACGUGCAGAUUCCCGGCGAGAGCGUGGUGUGCACGGGGAAGAUCUCGCAUACGGGCGAAUCGACGUAUGUCGAGCAGGUCAGGUAUCUGCAGUCGAUUUUGCCGGAGGAGAGGUGGGGAGACAUCAAGUUGACGGUGGCGGCGCCGAAUUGGUAUCAUUUGAGGUAUAUGGAAGGGAAAGCGUACCCGAAGGAUGUGUAUGUGGAUGAUAAAGAGUAUUUUGGGGAUAUUGCGAAAGCGUAUCAGGUGGAGUUGGAUAUUUUGUAUAAAGCUGGGUUGAGGAAUGUGCAGUUUGAUGAUCCGAAUUUGGCUUAUUUCUGCUCGGAGAAGAUGCUGAAGGGAUGGGAAGAAGACAAGACGAAUAUCACAUCUGCCGAUGACAUGUUCGAUGCUUAUAUCCAGCUAUACAACGACUGUAUCUCCAAAGCUCCUUCCGACAUGCAUUUCGGUGUUCAUCUCUGUCGAGGAAACUUCGUCGGCUCCCGCCACUUCAGCGAAGGCUCCUACGACCGAAUCGCCACCAAGCUCUUCCAAUCCCUCAACAUCCACACCUACUACCUCGAAUACGACACUCCCCGUGCCGGCGGAUUUGAGCCCCUCGCCUUCCUCCCCAAAAACAAAUCCGUCAUCCUCGGCGUCGUGACGUCCAAGUUCCCGGAACUCGAAGACAAAGAGGAGAUGAAGCGCCGGGUGUAUGAGGCUGCGGAAAUUAUCGCCAAGGGGAACGGAGAAACUAGGGAGGAAGCGUUGAGGAGGAUGGGGGUGAGUCCGCAGUGUGGGUUCGCAAGUCAUGAGGGGGGGAAUUUGAUUGACAUGCAAGGGAUGGAGAAUAAGUUGAAGUUGGUGAGGGAGAUUGCGGAUGAUAUCUGGCCAGGGGAGGCGUAAGGAGGAGCCAACAAAAUCAAGUUUCAACAUACUUGCAUUACUAGUUUAGGUUAUAAUAUUUACCAUGUAUGUAUACUAAAUAUCUGUUGUGGAAGGUAUGUCUUUGAGAUGAUCA